AGAGAGAAAAACCCAAACUACAAACCACCUGCGAUAAGAUAAGAGCUCUGCAUACCAACGAGCCGGCGAAACUGGCCCAGCCAAAACAACAACCCAAUUGUCAGUAUCAAUAUUGAGUAGCUAGUGGAUUAACCUGCUGAACGAAUACGAUGAAAUACAAUUUAUUGCUGUUGGCCCUGUGCCUGCUGUUGGCUGCAUUCGUGAGCGCCGAUCUGGAUGACGAAAAGUUUGCAAUACCGAAAAGGAUUUGCCCAUGUCCUCGCAACUACGAUCCUGUCUGUGCCAGCAACUUGAUCUCCUAUCCAAAUCGCUGUCUCUACGACUGCGCUCGUCGCGAACUUGAGCGGGCUGGACGCAGCUUGGAUUUGCUGAGAUCGGGAGACUGCUAGGCAGACUUCCAUGCAAAUCUGUCAACUUUAACAAGAAUUUAUAUAAAAAAAUAUAAAAAAAAAUAAACGAAAUAAUAUUGCUCAA
Messenger RNA from Drosophila hydei, 474 nucleotides. Its product is annotated as serine protease inhibitor Kazal-type 1. Gene Ontology annotation, molecular function: protein binding. Bases 150 to 389 code for a protein of 79 amino acids. The transcript has a single exon. The record is from RefSeq and is a predicted model, not a curated record. Lineage: Eukaryota; Metazoa; Arthropoda; Insecta; Diptera; Drosophilidae.